Molecule: messenger RNA, 1987 nt
Organism: Cyprinodon variegatus (sheepshead minnow)
Lineage: Eukaryota; Metazoa; Chordata; Actinopteri; Cyprinodontiformes; Cyprinodontidae
Product: atlastin-2-like
Exons: 14
Coding region: 12-1826 (604 amino acids)
Biological process (GO): protein homooligomerization; endoplasmic reticulum organization
Molecular function (GO): GTPase activity; GTP binding
Source: RefSeq, a predicted model, not a curated record
GUUUCAAAGACAUGGAAGAUGGGCCCACUUUUCACAAUAACCAGAAGCCGCCUUCACUCCGGCCCGGAGACCUGAAUGAUGGGCUAAAAAUCAGGACAAUUUCUGCAGAGUGCUGUCAAAAUGAAAGCGUUAGUCCUUCACCAGAUGAAGGAAUUGAGGAGGAAAAGGCUGUGAUUGAGGAGGAAAAGCCAGGACCCAUCCAGAUCGUCCGAGCCAGCGAGAGCGACUACAUCUUUGAGCUUGAUAAUGCUGCACUGGAGAAGAUCCUGCUGCAAGAUCAUGUGAAGGACCUGAAUGUGGUGGUAGUUUCUGUAGCCGGAGCUUUUCGGAAGGGCAAGUCUUUCCUGCUGGACUUUAUGCUGCGCUACAUGUACAAUCAGGAUAGUGUCUCCUGGAUUGGAGGCAACAAUGAGCCCCUGACAGGGUUCAAAUGGAGAGGAGGCUGUGAGAGGGAGACCACAGGAAUUCAGGUGUGGAGCGAUGUGUUUGUGGUUGAUAAGCCGGAUGGGAGUAAGGUUGCUGUACUCCUUGUUGACACUCAGGGAGCAUUUGACAGCCAGUCCACCAUCAAAGACUCUGCUACCGUGUUCGCUCUCAGCACCAUGACCAGCUCUGUCCAGGUGUACAACCUUUCCAAUAACAUCCAAGAAGAUGAUCUGCAGCAUCUGCAGCUCUUCACGGAAUAUGGACGGCUGGCAAUGGAAGAAACUAAAACGAAACCUUUCCAGUCCUUAAUGUUCCUGAUUCGAGACUGGAGUUUUCCUUACGAACACGAAUAUGGACUAAAAGGAGGAUGCAAGUUUCUUCGUAAAAGACUGGAGGUUAAAGCAUGUCAACAUGAAGAAUUGCAGAAUGUAAGGAGGCACAUCGACUCCUGCUUCAAAAAUAUCGCCUGUUUCCUGCUGCCACAUCCAGGCCUCAAGGUGUCAACCAACCCUCACUUUGAUGGAAGAAUGCAGAGUAUUCAUCAGAACAAUAAUCAGUUUUUUGUGUGUGAAUUUCAGACAUUGAUAGCUGAGCUGGUGCCUCUGCUCCUGGCCCCCGAUCGGUUGGUGGAAAAGGAGAUCAGUGGAAGCAGAAUCACAUGCAAAGAUCUGGUGGAGUAUUUCAAGGCCUACAUCAAGAUUUACCAAGGUGAUGAGCUUCCUCAUCCAAAGUCCAUGCUACAGGCUACAGCAGAGGCCAAUAAUCUGACGGCCGUGGCUGGAGCCAAAGAGUUGUACAGCAGGAACAUGGAGCAGGUUUGUGGAGGAGACCAGCCCUACAUGGCACCCGCUGAUCUGGAGCACUACCAUGCGGCUUUCGCUGAAGACUCUGUGAAAUAUUUCCGCUCCAUAAAGAAAAUGGGUGGUGAGGAGUUCUGUCAGCGCUACCAGACCCAGCUGGAGUCAGAGAUGGAGGAGGCGUUCGCCAACUUCUCCAAACACAACGAGGGCAAAAACAUCUUCUAUGCGGCUCGCACACCGGCAACACUAUUUGUGGUCAUGUUCUUCACCUACGUGCUGUCCGGAGUGACAGGCUUCAUUGGCCUGAGCCUUUUUGCCAAACUGGCCAACCUGGUCUUGGGCGUGGCUCUGCUGCUCCUCUGCAUCUGGGCGUAUGUGAAAUAUUCAGGAGAGUUUCGGGAGGCAGGAAUGUUGAUAGACCAGUUGGCUGAAGCACUCUGGGAACAGAGGACGGUCAGAAAGGUUAUUUCCAAACUUUUGGAGCCUGUCAGGAACCACCUGGCGUGGCCCCUCUCUCUGCUCCCUUCCCUCCCAUCAGGAGCAACACUUGGACUCAAAGCUCUGGUUCCUCUCAACAACAACUACAAGAAGACCAACUAGCUGCUGGCCAGCUGGUGGAUCUAAGACUUUACACUUUGCUCCCCGUGUAGAAACGUCCUCUUUUUUUAAUCAUUUCUUUCAAUCCUUUUGUUGCGGAUUCUUUGAUUUUCUUUGCUCAGUGUGGACUCCUGCAGAGCUGCAGCCAUUUGUGGAUCUUAAAA